Messenger RNA from Condylura cristata (star-nosed mole), 2210 nucleotides. It is a transcript of the gene ZNF408, whose product is annotated as zinc finger protein 408. Lineage: Eukaryota; Metazoa; Chordata; Mammalia; Eulipotyphla; Talpidae. The record is from RefSeq and is a predicted model, not a curated record. Gene Ontology annotation, cellular component: nucleus. The transcript has 5 exons. The coding region runs from base 1 to 2172 and encodes 723 amino acids.
AUGGAGGAGGUGGAGGACCGGUUCUUGCAGGGAGGGAGACAGCAGUUCGCCCCCGACCCUCUCCAGGGACAGGACUCAGGAUGGAGCCCUUCCGGAGAUGGCGGAGCGCAGAACCUCGAAGACUUCCCCCCAGGGCCGCCCCGGGCUGUCCUCGCUCUCAAGAGCCUUCCCCGGGGCUUGGCUCUUGGUCCCUCUCUCGCGAAGAAACGGCGCUUGGGGGUCUGGUGUGUCGGGGAGCCCUUGCAGCCGGGACUGCUCUGGGGGCCGCUGGAAGACGAGGGCGAGGGAGUGAGCAGACGGCGGGAGGAGGCGGCAUCACUAGGCCAGUGGAGAGACGUGUGUGCAUGUGAGCAGAGUUCAGGCUGGAUCAGUUUGGUGCAGCGGGGCAGGCUGGAGGAAGAGGGGAACGUGGCUCCUGUGCGGAUCAGUGGAAGACUACACCUGCAGGUGUGCUUGGCCGUGCUGCCAGGCUUUGAGCUGCUUCUGCGGCCUGGGUCCCCCUCUGCAGCCCUGAGCCCCAUCCAGCCUAAGCUAGAGGAGGAGGCAGCCAUGGCUGUGGUGACGGGUGUGGAGUCGGCUGCACAGUCGGCUGCACAACAGGAAGCGGCCUCUCCUGGGGCGGACGCAGCCGAGCCUUGCACAGAGCCUGGUCACGAGUCUACCCCCAGGUCCCAGGCAGAGCGCGUAGUCAGCCCUGAACGUAAGACCCAGACCCAGGACCUGCCUUCCCAGGACCUGCCUUCCCUUGUCUCAUUGCCUGAGGAUGACAGCACGGAUGAGGAGGACCGACCCGAGACACAGGUGCCACCUGACCCUCAAAGCAGCCCGGCUCCCUCAGAGCAGCCAGGCCCAGAAUGCCCUGAGGCCAGUUCCUCAUCUUCUGCCAGGGACACGGAGCCCCCUUACCUGACUAAGAGGCCGAGUAGGUCCGAUGAUCAGUGCCCCCCCGGAACAAAGACCUCAGAGCCCGAGGCCCUGCAGGCUGAUGAACACCAGCACCCCAGCUUCCCUGCAUGCUUGCAGAACGCUGCAGGCCUGACGGAGAACUCCCCAAAACAGGGGCGCCGGUACCAGUGUGGGGAGUGUGGCAAAGCCUUCCUGCAGCUGUGCCACCUGAAGAAGCACGCCUUCGUGCACACGGGCCACAAGCCCUUCCUUUGCACCGAGUGUGGCAAGAGCUAUAGCUCAGAGGAGAGCUUCAAAGCCCACAUGCUGGGCCACCGUGGGGUGCGGCCCUUCCCCUGCCCACAGUGUGACAAGGCCUAUGGCACCCGGCGGGACCUCAGAGAGCACCAGGUGGUUCAUUCAGGUGCCCGGCCUUUUGCUUGUGACCAGUGUGGCAAGGCCUUCGCCCGCCGGCCUUCCCUGCGGCUGCAUCGGAAGACCCACCAGCUGCCUGCCGCCCCCGCCCUGUGCCCGUGCCCCGUGUGUGGCCGUCCCCUGGCCAACCAGGGCUCCCUGCGGAACCACAUGCGGCUGCACACAGGGGAGAAGCCCUUCCUGUGCCCACACUGCGGCCGGGCGUUCCGCCAGCGGGGCAAUCUGCGGGGGCAUUUGCGGCUGCACACGGGGGAGCGUCCGUACCGCUGCCCGCACUGUGCUGACGCCUUCCCCCAGCUGCCUGAGCUGCGGCGCCACCUCAUCUCCCACACCGGGGAGGCCCACUUGUGCCCGGUGUGUGGGAAGGCCCUCCGAGACCCACACACCCUGCGUGCGCACGAGCGCCUGCACUCGGGGGAGAGGCCCUUCCCGUGCCCCCAGUGUGACCGCGCUUACACGCUGGCCACCAAGCUGAGGCGCCACCUCAAAUCCCACCUGGCGGACAAGCCCUAUCGCUGCCCCACCUGCGGCAUGGGCUACAGCCUCCCCCAGAGCCUCAAGCGGCACCAGCUCCGUCACCAGCCCGGGGCGCCCUCCGGCCCCUCCCACGCGCCGCCUCCUCCCGAGCCCACUGUGGUGCUCUUGCAGACCGAGCCAGAACUGCUGGACGUGGGCAGUGAGCAGGCCGGCUCCCCGGUGCAGGACGUCUUCGAGGUCGCCAUCUCCGAGAGCCAGGGCAGGUGCUUCGUGGUGCCGGAGGAGCCGGGCGCCCCCCGCAGUGUGGUGCUUCUCCAGAAGGACAGGGGCUUCAGCACCUGGGCGGAGGUGGUGGAGGUGGAGACGGGCACCUGACGCUCCUUCCCCAGGGCCACUCUGUGUAAAGACAGAUA